Messenger RNA from Penicillium canescens, 516 nucleotides. RefSeq lists its product as uncharacterized. Lineage: Eukaryota; Fungi; Ascomycota; Eurotiomycetes; Eurotiales; Aspergillaceae. The coding region runs from base 1 to 516 and encodes 171 amino acids. The record is from RefSeq and is a predicted model, not a curated record. The transcript has 2 exons.
AUGCACUUCUCCAAGGCUGUCUUCAUGGGCUCUGCUGGCCUCCUUGCCUUCACCCAAGUCUGCCCCGCAGCAAUCACCGAGGUUCUGAUCGGUGUUCUUGGCGGUGUUGUGGCCGGCGGAGUCUCCGGUGGCGUCGGUGCUGCAGAGAGCAGCAAGCGCGAUAUCGAGCAGGUCCACGCUCGCGACUUCCUCGCUCCCUACUUGAACAACAAUGUGAAGAAGAUCCGCAGCUUGCCUCCCGGCGUCUCCCAGGAGUCGUUGGACCAGUGCACCCAGCAGAUCAACGACCAGGGUACCCCCGUGAAUGUCUACAGCAUCAGUGACACUGCUGCUCGGGCCGAUAACGUGCCGGCUGCUUGCAUGGACCUGGCUACCGUCAUCCUCAGCGACCCUGCCCAGGCAGGUGGACCUGUCCCAACCCCGAUGGGCAGUUCUAGUCUUCAAUACAACGGUCUUAGUUCCAAGGAUAAGACCGACCUGCAGAACGCCCUCUCCAGGACUGGUUCUCGCACUUAA